AUGGAGGCUGCACACGCCAAGAGCACAGAGGAAUGUCUGGCCUAUUUUGGGGUGAGUGAGACGACAGGCCUCACCCCGGACCAAGUGAAGAGGCACAUAGAGAAGUACGGCCCCAAUGAGCUACCUGCCGAGGAAGGGAAGUCCCUGUGGGAGCUGGUGGUGGAGCAGUUUGAAGACCUUCUGGUGCGCAUCCUCCUCCUGGCCGCCUGCAUCUCCUUCGUGCUGGCCUGGUUUGAGGAAGGCGAAGAGACCGUCACUGCCUUUGUGGAACCCUUUGUCAUCCUCCUGAUCCUCAUCGCCAACGCCAUCGUGGGGGUUUGGCAGGAACGUAAUGCAGAGAACGCCAUUGAGGCCCUGAAGGAAUAUGAGCCCGAGAUGGGAAAAGUCUACCGGGCUGACCGGAAGUCAGUGCAGAGGAUCAAGGCUCGGGACAUUGUCCCCGGGGACAUUGUGGAGGUGGCUGUGGGGGACAAGGUCCCUGCAGACAUCCGCAUCCUCUCCAUCAAAUCCACCACCCUCCGGGUGGACCAGUCCAUCCUGACAGGCGAGUCCGUCUCUGUCAUCAAGCACACAGAGCCUGUCCCCGACCCCCGAGCCGUCAACCAGGACAAGAAGAACAUGCUCUUCUCGGGCACCAACAUCGCAGCUGGCAAGGCCAUCGGCAUCGUGGCCACGACCGGCGUGAGCACCGAGAUUGGGAAGAUCCGAGACCAAAUGGCCGCCACGGAGCAGGACAAGACGCCGCUGCAGCAGAAGCUGGACGAGUUUGGGGAGCAGCUCUCCAAGGUCAUCUCUCUCAUCUGCGUGGCCGUAUGGCUCAUCAACAUUGGCCACUUCAACGACCCCGUCCACGGGGGCUCCUGGUUCCGUGGCGCCAUCUACUACUUCAAGAUCGCCGUGGCCCUGGCCGUGGCUGCGAUUCCAGAAGGCCUGCCCGCCGUCAUCACCACCUGCCUGGCCUUGGGCACCCGCCGGAUGGCCAAGAAAAACGCCAUCGUGAGGAGCCUGCCCUCCGUCGAGACCCUGGGCUGCACCUCUGUCAUCUGUUCCGACAAAACGGGCACCCUCACCACCAACCAGAUGUCGGUCUGCAAGAUGUUUGUCAUCGACAAGGUGGAGGGGGACUCCUGCGUGCUCAACAAGUUCUCCAUCACCGGCUCCACCUACGCUCCCGAAGGAGAGGUCCUGAAGAAUGAUAAGCCAGUCCGGGCGGGGCAGUAUGAUGGGCUGGUGGAGCUGGCCACCAUCUGUGCCCUCUGCAAUGACUCCUCUUUGGACUUCAAUGAGGCCAAAGGCGUUUAUGAGAAGGUAGGCGAGGCCACCGAGACGGCUCUCACCACCCUCGUGGAGAAGAUGAAUGUGUUCAACACGGACGUGAGGAGCCUCUCAAAGGUGGAGAGGGCCAACGCCUGCAACUCGGUGAUCCGCCAGCUAAUGAAGAAGGAAUUCACCCUGGAGUUCUCCCGGGACAGAAAGUCCAUGUCCGUCUAUUGCUCCCCGGCCAAGUCCCGGGCAGCCGUGGGCAACAAGAUGUUUGUCAAGGGUGCCCCCGAGGGGGUCAUCGACCGCUGCGCCUACGUGCGAGUCGGCACCACCCGGGUGCCCAUGACGGGGCCGAUGAAGGACAAGAUCAUGACCGUGAUCAAGGAGUGGGGCACUGGCCGCGACACCCUGCGCUGCCUGGCUCUGGCCACCCGGGACACCCCCCCGAAGCGAGAGGACAUGAUCCUGGAGGACUCUACCAAGUUCAUGGACUAUGAGACGGACCUGACGUUUGUUGGCGUGGUCGGCAUGCUGGACCCUCCCCGGAAGGAGGUCACAGGCUCUAUCCAGCUGUGCCGGGACGCCGGCAUCCGGGUGAUCAUGAUUACCGGGGACAACAAGGGCACGGCCAUUGCCAUCUGCCGACGGAUCGGCAUCUUCGGGGAGAACGAGGAGGUGACAGACCGGGCCUACACCGGCCGGGAGUUCGACGACCUGCCCCUGAACGAGCAGCGGGAGGCCUGCCGCCGCGCCUGCUGCUUCGCCCGCGUGGAGCCGGCCCACAAGUCGAAGAUCGUGGAGUAUCUGCAGUCUUACGACGAGAUCACUGCUAUGACAGGCGACGGGGUCAACGACGCCCCUGCUCUGAAGAAGGCCGAGAUCGGCAUCGCCAUGGGCUCCGGCACCGCCGUGGCCAAGACCGCCUCGGAGAUGGUGCUGGCGGAUGACAACUUCUCCACCAUCGUGGCGGCCGUGGAGGAGGGCCGGGCCAUCUACAACAACAUGAAGCAGUUCAUCCGCUACCUCAUCUCCUCCAACGUGGGCGAGGUGGUCUGCAUCUUCCUGACAGCCGCCCUGGGGCUGCCCGAGGCCCUGAUCCCCGUGCAGCUGCUGUGGGUGAACCUGGUGACGGACGGGCUCCCGGCCACCGCCCUGGGCUUCAACCCACCGGACCUGGACAUCAUGGACCGGCCCCCCCGCAGCCCCAAGGAGCCCCUCAUCAGCGGCUGGCUCUUCUUCCGCUACAUGGCCAUUGGGGGCUACGUGGGGGCGGCCACCGUGGGAGCGGCCGCCUGGUGGUUCCUGUAUGCGGACGACGGGCCCCACGUCACCUACAGCCAGCUGACUCACUUCAUGCAGUGCACCGAGGACAAUCCUGACUUCGAGGGCGUGGAGUGCGAGAUCUUUGAGGCCCCUGAGCCCAUGACCAUGGCCUUGUCUGUGCUGGUCACCAUCGAGAUGUGCAAUGCGCUCAAUAGCCUCUCGGAGAACCAGUCCCUGAUCCGGAUGCCGCCCUGGGUGAACAUCUGGCUGCUGGGCUCCAUCUGCCUCUCCAUGUCCCUCCACUUCCUCAUUCUCUACGUGGACCCUCUGCCGAUGAUCUUCAAGCUCCGGGCCUUGGACGUGACCCAGUGGCUUAUGGUCCUCAAGAUCUCAUUGCCCGUCAUCGGGCUCGACGAACUCCUCAAGUUCGUUGCUCGGAACUAUCUGGAGGAUCCAGAAGAUGAAAGAAGGAAGUAA
Molecule: messenger RNA, 3003 nt
Organism: Pipistrellus nathusii (Nathusius's pipistrelle)
Lineage: Eukaryota; Metazoa; Chordata; Mammalia; Chiroptera; Vespertilionidae
Source: the annotation of a GenBank genome assembly